Odocoileus virginianus texanus is the source of this 7787-nucleotide messenger RNA. RefSeq names its product G protein-coupled receptor 179 (gene GPR179). Gene Ontology annotation, biological process: G protein-coupled receptor signaling pathway. The record is from RefSeq and is a predicted model, not a curated record. Gene Ontology annotation, molecular function: G protein-coupled receptor activity. NCBI's taxonomy places the organism in Eukaryota, Metazoa, Chordata, Mammalia, Artiodactyla, Cervidae. Gene Ontology annotation, cellular component: membrane.
AUGGACACCAGGACAGUGGCCAUGCCUUCUCCGGCGGCAGGGCUGCUAGGCUGCUGUUUCCUCUUUGGCUGGGCUCUGGGGGUACCGAGGACCCUCCACUCUCUGCCCGCACUGUCCUCCAAAGUCAAGCCAGGGUCUGUACCCAUUUGGGUGCCCCCAGAGGGGGCUGAGGCAGCCCUGGCUUUUCUCUACUCUGGAGAUGCUCAACAGCUGUCUGGGGCAAACUGCACUGAACGCUAUGAAGCCCCUGGGGCAGGAGCCAGACCAGGACUCCCCCCAGUCCUAUGGAGGGCAGCAGGCACUGUAACCCAGGCCGCCAAUUUCCUCAACAUGCUGCUACAAGCCAACGACAUCCGGGAGUCCAGUGUGGAGGAGGACGUGGAAUGGUACCAGGCACUGGUCCGCAGUGUGGCCGAGGGGGACCCAAGGGCAUACCGGGCUUUGCUGACCUUUAACCCUCCACCGGGGGCCAGCCACCUGCAGCUGGCCCUGCAGGCCACCCGGAUUGGGGAGGAGACCAUCCUUCAGGACUUGUCCGGGAACAGGGUGCAGGAGGAGAGCUCAACUGGAGCCCUGCACCCCACUGACCUGCAGAAGCGAGUGCUGACCAAUGACCUAGGGAGCCUUGGCAGCCCCAAGUGGCCGCAGGGUGAUGGAUAUGUCGGGGACGUGCAGCACGUGAGACUGUCUCCUCCCUUCCUAGAAUGCCAGGAGGGGCGACUGCGUCCCGGCUGGCUUAUCACACUCUCAGCCACCUUCUAUGGACUCAAGCCAGACCUCAGCCCGGAGGUCAGGGGGCAGGUGCAGAUGGACGUAGACCUUCAGAGUGUGGACAUCAACCAGUGUGCCAGUGGCCCGGGCUGGUAUUCUAACACACACCUGUGUGACCUCAACAGCACCCAGUGUGUCCCCCUGGAGAAUCAGGGCUUUGUCCUUGGCCACUACCUCUGCCGCUGCCGACCUGGCUUCUAUGGGGCAAGCAACUCCUUGGGCUCAGAGGAGGGUGCUGACCAGCCUCCUGGGCAAUUUGGGUCCCCUCAAGGCAGCCCUGGGAAGCUGCUGCGCUGCCAGCCAUGUGCCGAGGGCUGUGCCAGCUGCCUGGAUGCCACGCCGUGCCUGGUGGAGGAAGCCCCCACACUGAGGGCAGCGGUGCUGGCCUGUCAGACGUGCUGCAUGCUGGUCGUCUUCCUGAGCAUGCUGGUCUCCUAUCGCUGCCGCCAGAGCAAGAGGAUCCGGGCAUCUGGAGUGGUACUGCUGGAAGCCAUCCUUUUCGGAUCCCUGCUGCUCUACUUCCCUGUCUUCAUCCUGUACUUCAAGCCCAGUGUCUUUCGCUGCAUUGCCCUCCGCUGGGUCCGGCUGCUGGGCUUUGCCACUGUCUACGGCACCAUUAUACUCAAGCUUUAUAGAGUGCUCCAGCUCUUUCUGUCUCGAACGGCCCAGCGGGGCCCCCAUCUGAGCAGCGGGCGGCUGCUGCGGCGUCUGGGGCUGCUCCUGCUGCUGGUGCUGGGCUUCCUGGCUGUAUGGACGGCAGGGGUCCUGGAGCCAGGCAUUCAGCACACGUCACUGGUAACACGAGGCCACACGCACACGGGACGCCACUUCUACCUCUGCCACCACGACCGCUGGGACUACAUCAUGGUGGUGGCUGAGAUGCUGCUCCUGUGCUGGGGCAGCUUCCUCUGCUACGCCACCCGGGCUGUCCCCUCAGCCUUCCAUGAGCCGCGGUACAUGGGCAUCGCCCUGCACAACGAGCUGCUGCUUUCUGCCGCCUUUCACGCAGCCAGGUUUCUGCUGGUUCCCUCCCUGCACCCGGACUGGACGCUCCUCCUCUUCUUCUUUCACACCCACAGCACAGUCACCGCCACACUGGCUCUGAUCUUCAUCCCUAAGUUCCGGAAGCCGGGGGCUCCUCCCCGAGAGGAGAUCUUGGAUGAGGUGUAUGAGGAUGAGCUGGACCUGCAGCGCUCAGGCUCCUACCUCAACAGCAGCAUUGCCUCAGCCUGGAGCGAGCGCAGCCUGGACCCUGGAGACAUUCGGGACGAGCUGAAGAAGCUCUACGCCCAGCUCGAGGUUCACAAGACCAAGGAAAUGGCCGCGAACAACCCCCACCUGCCUAAGAAGCGGGCCAGCUGGCGCCAGGGCCUGGGCCGCUCUUUCAUGAGGUACCUGGCCGAGUUCCCCGAGGCGCUGGCCCGCCAGCACUCCCGGGACUCGGGCUCCGCAGGCCGCGGCAGCCUGCCCGGCUCCUCCCGCCGCCGGCUGCUCAGCGCCAGCCUCCGGGAGCCCGCCGCGUCUCCCGGCCUGCGAAAGUCCCGCAGCACCUACGAGCAAGACUGUGACCCCCACCGGGACCACAGCCCGCCUCUGGUCGACUCGCUGCUGCGGAGGAAGCUGGCCCGCAAGGGGCCGCGAUCCGACAGCCGCGAGUCCCGCGAGUCGGCGGCCGGGCCCCCAGCGCUGGGCUUCAGGUCGGCCAGCGCCCACAACCUGACGGUGGGCGAGCGGUUGCCCCGCGCCCGGCCCGCCUCGCUGCACAAGUCGCUGAGCGUCGUGGCCGGCGCCAGGGAAAAGGCUCUGCUCGUGGCCAGCCAGGCCUACCUGGAGGAGACCUACCGGCAGGCAAAGGAGCGGGAGGAGAGAAGGAAGGCAGAGGCCGCCCUGGCCAGCCCGGCGCGGAGGCCCUCGGCCCGGAGGCUGGAGCGAGUCCGAGCGGCCCCCGUGUCGGCCCCACCUUCCCCGGCCAAGAGCCGCAGCGUGGACAGCGCCCACGUCUCCGGGAGGCUGCAGGAGGAGGCCGCCAGAAGGCUGCCGCACCCGCCCAUCCGGCACCAGAUCUCCACACCCAUCAUGGCCACGUCCGGGGUGGGCCUGGGGGAGCCGGGGAUGCUGUCUCCCACCUCCACUUUGGCCCCAGCUCUGAUGCCGGCUCCUGCCCCUGCCCUGGCACCCAUCCCAAUACCCCCACAAAGUCCCAAGCUACUUACCUACAUCUGCCCCUGGGAGAAUGCAGAACUGCCGGUGAAGAAAGAAAAUGUGUCUCAGGAAGGCCCCUCGGGGCCAGAGCAAGGCAACCUGUCUCAUGUUCCAGCUCCGGCCCGUCUCUGGAGGGCCCUCUCUGUGGCGGUAGACAAGAGGGGGCCUGGGGAGAAUGGGAUGGACACAGAGGACGGGCGUCUCCAAGGGGAAACUGAGGAGGAUGAGGACAGGCCGAAGGUCUUCUCUAAAUCCCACAGCCUCAAGACCCCUGUCCAGCAGGGUUCCAUGCGCAGCCUGGGCCUGGCUAUCAAAGCUCUGACCCGUUCUCGGAGCACAUACAGAGAGAAGGAGAGCGGGGAAGGGAGUCCUAAGAAGGAGGAGAAGGGCCGAACGUCUGGAGAGGGUGUGGGGGCAUGCCCCAGAUCUCCCAGGCCAGGCCGGCCCAAGGGGGUGAGUAAGCAGGCGGCACUUGCCCCCUGUGAUGACGAAGAGUCCCUUCAGAACCAACAGAACGCUCACACCAGCAGGAUGCUCCAAGUCUGUCACCAGGAAGGCAGCAGGGAACAAGAAGACAGAGGCAGGAGGACUUCCCAGUGUCUAGGGGAGGGGAAGGUUGAGAGAGCAGGUAAAACAGGCCCUGCCACACUGAGGCAACUCAGGCAGGGCACAGCUGGGGACAAAAAUGCUAAGCAAGCAAAAGAAGCUCCAGUGGGGUGGCGGGAACUACCCAAAGCUGGCCUCCAGCCCCUGGGAAGUGCUGACCACAGGGUGACAGAAGUAUGCCCUUGGGAAAUCACCGAGUCAGAACUGUGUCAGCCUGAUGGCAGCAACAAAGCUGAAAUCUGCCCCUGGGAGGUGGGUGGAGUCCCUGAGAAGGAGGCCCUAAGGCAAUAUCUAGAUGCCUCCCAAGGUGAGAAGGGGAAAGCCUCAGAAAAAUCAGAGCCCAAAGAUGUGGUUGCUGUGGCUCGGAAAAAGCCAGAGAGGUUGGUCAGGGGUCAGGAGGCAGUUUGUCCUUGGGAGAGUGCCGAUCCUGGGGGUCUGUCUCCUGGGUCAGCCCCUCAGGACUCGGACAGAACCAGAGGCAGGUCUGAGGCAGUGGGCAGUGUGGAGCCUAGAGAGGUGGAGACGCAUCGGUGGGAAGCCACUGGCCCAGGACCUUGUACAUCUGAUAUCACCACGGCAGAGCGGUGUCCCUGGGAGGCAAGUGAAGGAGGAGAGACAGGGAAACCAUCCCAGGAGGGAAUAAAGAAACUCCCCCAGGAAAAGCAGAAAACUCCCAAGAAAACAACCUUCUGGAAAGAACAGAAAGUGGGUGAAGGCUUGGAGUCUCUUUGUCAGUGGGAAAGGACAGAUUUCCGGGGCCCCUCAGCGGUCUCCACUCAGGCCCCAGGAACCCCUGGUUGCUCGGGGAGUUUGGGCAGUAGCAUCACUGAAGUCUGUCCAUGGGAGGCGGGAGAUACUCCUGCUAUCGGCAAGGCAGAGAUCUGUCCCUGGGAGCUGGAUGAUGAGGUAGUGGGGAAGGAAAUGCUGAGUCAGGGGCCAGGUGGAAAAUCUCCCCAGGAAAAGUGGGAAACCUCCAGAACAGGGAGCUUUGGAGAGAUGGGGGGAUGGACUGGGAAAGCAGUGCAGAAACUUAGCCAACAGCAGGAGUCAGUGUGUCCAUGGGAAAGCACAGCUGCUGGGCACUCUGGCCCACAUCUAGACAAUUCCUCAUCCAAAGCUGAUGGCCAACUCCUCAGCAAUGAAGGAAGUAGAGCAGCUCAGGUCUGCCCACCAGAUCGCAGGUCAGAGGGAGAGGAAGCAACAGCUGCCAAGGCAGAAGUCUGUCCCUGGGAGGUGAAUGAGAGAACGACAGAGGACUGGACAUCAGGACAGGCACCAGAAGGAAGAGAAUCUCAAAAGGACAAGGAGAAGAUGCUUGCAACAUCAGGCAUCAAAGCUAGCCCAAGCUGGGCAAAGCCUGAGGGACAGAUGCCAACACAGGAAGCAGUCUGUCCCUGGGAGAGUGUGGACCCUGGCAGCUUCACCCCACAACCUGGUCUUCAAGACACAGGUGGACCCAAAGCCAGUUUCCAGAUGUCCGGCAGUGUGGAAAGCAAAACUGCUGAGAUUUGUCCUUGGGACGCGGAGGAAACACUGCCUGCUGAGAAGGCAGAGGUCUGUCCCUGGGAGGUGAGUGCUAGAGCUGGGGAGAGAAGGACUUUGGGCAUGGAGGCCAUUGGGCAGUUUUCAAGCAAAACAAGAAAGCCUUCUGCAGAUUCUGGACCUGGCGAGAGAGCUGUUGCUACUCCAGAGAGGCAGGCCCAGGAGCGCGAACAGGCUUGCCCCUGGGAGAGCAUGGAUCCAGGGGGCUCCUCUUGGCAUUCAGACACUCUGGGCACUGACAGCCCAAAACCUGAGCUCCAGGAGCUGGACCGUGUCGGGUACAGACCGGUGGAGGUAUGUCCCUGGGAAGCGGAGGGAGCACCUACUAGUGAAAAAGUGAAGGUCUGUCCCUGGGAGGUGGAUGAAGGAGCCCCUGGGAAGGAAUUAGAACAAGAGAUGAGAACUGAUUCAGUGGGGCAGAGAGAGAAAAUGCUAGAAAAGGGGAGACUCACCUCCCUGGGAGAAGACAGAUCGAAAUGGGAAACACAACUGAGUCAAGAGCAGGAAGCUGUGUGUCCCUGGGAGAAGGACUUGAGGGCACCCUCUGCUCAGGCCCCUGAGGUCUCAGACGUGUCCAGCAGAGGGGUAGAGGGGCCCUCCCUGGAAAUGAGCGAUGAGGCAGCAGAGAAAGGGGGCCUGACACAAGACCCACAGAUGAACUCCUCCCCAGAACCUGUAGCCCCAGGAAAAGCAGAAGUCACUGCUGAAGAUGGGGAAAAAACGAGCAGUGAACUACAACCUAUCCAUCUACAGGAGAGCAUGGCCCCUAUGGACUCUUUCUCCCAUCCACACAAUCAGUACCCUGACCAACCUAAAGCCGGCUCUCAGACACUGCCCAGCGCCGGGGACAGGCUCGCUGAGGUCUGCCUGUGGGAUGCUCCCGCCAUGGACAUUCCCAAACCUGAUAGCGGCACCAAAGCUGAGACCUGUCCCUGGGAAGUGACUGAAAGAACCCCUGAGGAAGGGGUGUCAAGACAGGAUGGAGAUGAGGAAACUCAAGAGGAGAAGGGGAAAGCCCCAGAAAAACCAGAGCACAAAGCUGUGGCCCUUCAGGAAAAGCCUGAGAGGGCAGAUGGAAAGCAGGAGGCUGUGCGUCCCCGGGAGAGUCAAGAUUGUCUGUCUCCACAACCAGGCCCACAACCUUCUGACAGUAGCAAAGAAAGUCCCGAGCGAGCAGGCAGUGUGGGAGCCAGGGUAGCGGAAGUGUGUCCACAGCAAGCACAAGAAGCUCCCCCUGAUAAGAAAACAGAAAUCUGCCCUUGGGAGGUGAGCCAAGAAACAGCAGAGAAUGGGGGAUGUGAACCAGAGGUAGACAGAGAAUCUCAAGGGCAAGGAGAAAUGUUCCUGCAAAAGGCAGAAUCUGGAGGGACUGAAGAACACUCUUCAGAAGAAGUAAAAGUCAGCAGAGAGACGGAGAUGAUCCGCCCUUGGGAAGGCACAAGGUCAGAAGGACUCUCUCCCCAGCCAGAUGCUCCAGCCAUGGACCAACCCAAAGUCAUUCCCCAUGGAGCAAGCAGGAUGGGAAGCCAGGUGGCAGAGCUGUGUCAAUGGGAAGUCACAGAUCCCGAAGGAAAUAAAGUAACGGGCACCAUGGCAGACAUUGACUCAUGUCUUUGGGAGGGAACUGGAGCCCCAUCUGAGGAAUCUGGUCUUCUGGCUUUAACAGCAACUCAGAAGCAAAUGCUCUGCCCCACAGUCCCCGAGAACCCACCAUGCCUUUUAGUCCAGAGACCUUUGGGUAGCUUCCUUCCAGACAGCAAAAGCCCCCGCCCCAAAGCGAACAAGCCAGCCAGUACCUUUACUCUGGAGGGUGUCAGAGAACUCCAAGUCCCUUCAGAACUUGAGCCGAGGACCAGCUUAGCCCCAGAGCCAACCCUCCAAGAAGCUGAGACUCAAAAGUCUUCCUCCUUAACUGAAGACCAGGAAAUAGCUUCUGAAGCUCAACUUGAAGAACUCAUCCCUCCAACUGUCUAUCCUUGGGACUGGGAGUAACAACUCCAUCGGUGAGGUCAUACACUGGGUGGCUAGCUUUCAGAACAGUCAAGGUUCUUUCCAAGUUCUAGGUGUUUCCAAAAACCUGAAUCAAACAAACUUGGCCACUUUCCCUCUCCAAGAAGGCCAGAAGUCAACUCAUUCCAAGACAAAACUGUACAAAAAGGGUGCAGCUCAGACUCCAAAAGGAAGUACCAUCCUCUCUUUACUUCCUCUCUUUUCUUCCUGCUCCAGAGCACAAGGGCCAGACCUUCGCUUCUAAUUAAUGCUCCCAUUCAGCUACAGUACUCAACAGAAGCCAUCUAUGACAUCACUUGUAGAGCUAAUGUUAAUGACAAAAGGGAGUCAGCUGUACCCGGCCCACACUUUCUCAAAGGUAGACCCAAUCUUCUCUGAAAUCUCCCAAGGAUAUUUUUUAAGAAAGUAAACCACUCAAGGCAUUGGCAACAUAGGGGCUGAAGAUUAUAAAAGGUCACCACAGGAAGUUUAGAAGCUACUUAAUUCAAGUUCAAAAGCAAAUCAGGAGGAAAACUUAAAUGGUUCAAAAGAGGUCCCUGUAAUGCCUUAAAGAUCUUGUCAUUUUGACUUUGGAUCUCCAGUUUCUGCUUUAUUGAUCCUCUUACCUGCCCUGCUUGAUUGAAGUAGAGCCAAUCAAGCGAAUUUACAUCCAUAUC